This is a messenger RNA of Branchiostoma belcheri (Belcher's lancelet), 1089 nucleotides long. RefSeq names its product E3 ubiquitin-protein ligase TRIM56-like. Lineage: Eukaryota; Metazoa; Chordata; Leptocardii; Amphioxiformes; Branchiostomatidae. The annotation marks the transcript as partial. Gene Ontology annotation, molecular function: zinc ion binding; ubiquitin-protein transferase activity. The transcript is spliced from 2 exons. The record is from RefSeq and is a predicted model, not a curated record. Gene Ontology annotation, cellular component: nucleoplasm; chromatin. Gene Ontology annotation, biological process: positive regulation of DNA-templated transcription.
CUGGCAACGUACGUGGCCUUCCACGUCUGGUAAAGAAAGGAACAAGCAGACAAGACAACCGUGCGGUGUGAAUUUUAAGGUGUGUCUGUAGUUCCGGUUGCUAUAAACAUGGCGUCGGCUUUGAUAAAGGAGAUCAGCGACGACUUCCUGACGUGCCAGAUCUGUGUGGAGAUCUUCAGGAAGCCGAAGAGUCUUGACUGUCUUCACUCCUUCUGUGAGGAAUGUCUUAAGGAGUACGUGAAGCCAGGUGAGACGGUGGUUAAGUGCCCGACCUGUCAGCGUGACACACCGCUCAAACAAAAUGGCGUCCCUGAACUGAAGGACAACUUUUUCAUUCUCAACCUCGUGGACACAAUCGGGGCGCGCAAGAAAGUCCAGCACUCCGUGGACAAGCUGCCGUGUGAGAGUUGUGCGGGGAAGGGAAAAGUUGUAUCCAGGUGUUUGACGUGUAAUGACUUUCUCUGUAAAUCAUGUGUCUCCGGGCACAAAACUAUGAGGGCGUUCAAAGGUCACCUUGUUGUGACGCUGGACGAACUGAGGUCUGGGAACUAUGACGGACAAACAGAGAGGAAGGAGCCGACUUGUGACACCCACCCUGGCGAGAAGAUGCGGUUCUACUGUAAAACACACAGCGUUACAGUCUGUCGCGACUGUACCGUCCUGGAUCAUCCCAAACCUGAACACAACGUCAUCAAUCUCACAGAAGCUGCAAAAGAAAUAAGAUCCUCCACCCAGCAAGCGCUAAAGAACUUAAAAGAAGUUUUGCACGAAACAGAAGAAGAGAUAGUGGCCACAGACAAAGCCAUCGUAGACAAUCAGACAGAAUGCAAGAAGGCCGAGCAGCUUGUUGAUGAAAAGGUCAGUGAUAUUGUCACGCAUGUAAUGAAGAUAGGAGAACAAUGCAAGGAAAAUGUGAAAGCUGACUAUGGGUGGGAGGAGAAACAGAAACGUGCUAAGAAAGAGGAGCUGGAACUGAAGAAAGUGCGCCUGACCAGUACAGCGGAGUUUAGAGAGAGUCUUCUGAAUCACGGCACGGAUAUUGAGUUGGCGACAGCAAAUAAACAAAUCAGGGAAUGCGAGGACGAACUU